Molecule: messenger RNA, 486 nt
Organism: Purpureocillium lilacinum
Lineage: Eukaryota; Fungi; Ascomycota; Sordariomycetes; Hypocreales; Ophiocordycipitaceae
Molecular function (GO): carbon-sulfur lyase activity
Source: RefSeq, a predicted model, not a curated record
AUGGCGGCCGACGACACGGCGUCCCCGCAGCCCAGCAACAGCAGCAACCCCAUCGUGCACUGCCAAUGCGGCGCCAUCUCCUUCCCCGUCUCGCGCCCGGAGCCGCUCGCCCUAUACUUCUGCCACUGCACCGAGUGCCGCAAGCAGUCGUCGUCGGCCUUUGGCGCGUCAGCCAUCUACCCUGCCGCGGGGAUGUGGCCGCCGCCGCCCGCGCAGGCGGCCAAGCUGGGCGUCUGGAAGCGCACUUCGGACAAGGGCACGACGCUCGAGUGCUACUUUUGCAAGAACUGCGGCGUCCGCAUCUUGCACCUCCCGCUGCGCCCGGAUGGCUCACCAAAGCCCAACGUCACUGUCAAGGCGGGCUGCGUCAAGGGCCUGCGGCUGGAGGGCGCGAAGCACAUUUGGGCCAAGUCGGCCGUCGUGGACGUGCCUGACGACGCGGCGUGGGAGUCGCCUGACGAGGAUGUGGACGUCAAGACGGAGUAG